This is a messenger RNA of Protopterus annectens (West African lungfish), 1074 nucleotides long. RefSeq names its product coiled-coil domain containing 63 (gene CCDC63). Gene Ontology annotation, biological process: outer dynein arm assembly; cilium movement. Lineage: Eukaryota; Metazoa; Chordata; Ceratodontiformes; Protopteridae. The record is from RefSeq and is a predicted model, not a curated record. The transcript is spliced from 7 exons. Gene Ontology annotation, cellular component: axoneme. Bases 1 to 1074 code for a protein of 357 amino acids.
AUGAGACCAGAGCUGCUACUUUGGGAGGCAGAAAACAAGGCAACUAUACGUUUUGACAAUUUUUUGGCUAAGAAUGCCAAACUUAGAGAAGAUGUUGAGACUCUGGAAAUUCAAAAAACUUUAUUUGAAAAACUUUCUAAGAAACUUAAAAGUAUGCUAUCCCAGCAGAGAAAGAACAUGGAAGAGGUUAUCACGCAGUCUGUGCAAGCAUAUGAACAAAGGGCUGAGGCUCAGGCUAGAAUUUUGGUUUUGAAAGAAAGAAAUUUGAAAGACCUUGUGCAGUUUGAUGCAGAAAUCAAAGAGCUGAAGCGCAUCAUUGACCAUGAAACCAAGCUUAUAACAUUCAUGCAGAUUAAACUAGCUGAACUUCCGACUGGUGAAGAAGAAGACACUCCCACCUUAGAAGGUGCAGACAGUAAAGCUAAGGACAGGGAUGAUGAAGAAACUCUGGAGAAUUAUCAGGGGAUUCUCACAGAAAUGGCUAAACUGACAGGCCAUAAGGAUGCUGAUGAUUUUAUAAACAAGCUCAUUGAGAAGGAACAGGAAAUUUUUGCUGGUUUCAGCUAUAUAAAUGAACUUAACAGUGAGGUGAAGGAUUUGUAUCAUGAAGUAGAACGCUUGGAGAAUGAAAUUUUGAAGUUACAGUCCAUACGAAAAUAUGCAGAAGAAGAAGUAUGUAGGAACAUCAAGGAAGUAGAGGAGAAGCUACAGAAAACUACAAAAGAUGCUGAUCUAGCUGAAAGUCACUAUAAUGAUGAACGUAAAAACUUGGAUCAUCUUAAGUUGAAGACAGAACUCUUGUUUAAAAACAUAAAGAGUGACUCAACUAACAUCACAAAUAAGCUAGGCUGCAGUAAUGGGGCAAUGGAUUCCAAUAUCUUGGAUUACUUAGAAUGUCAAAAGAGAAAGAUAAGGAUCAUAAGGAUCAUCGCCCUUUGGGGUUCAAAAAGUGUGAUAGGUGUAUGCAGAAAAUGUCUGUUACAGACAGCCACACCAGUUUUGUUUAUUGCCUUGGUGAAGCCCAUUUACAGAAACCCUGCGCCUUUUGUCACGCUUUUAGCGCUAGAGUUUUGA